UGCUGCAGGAUGAAUUAGGAAGGCAAAGCCUGUUCCUUGAGCCAUGGAGACGAGGGCAUCCUUCAUUGCCAGCAUGAGAGAGACCCAGCCCCUCUCCCCCGAGAAGGAUCCCAGCCCGGCCAACGGUGACGGGGAGCAGUUUGAUUCAGAUGAGGGCUCCAGCAUCGAGGACACAGACUUCAACUGGGACGAGUUCCUGGAGGAAACAGGAGCCAGUGCUGCUCCCCACACCUCCUUCAAACACGUUGAAAUCAGCCUUCAAAGCAGUUUCCAGCCAGGGAUGAAAUUAGAAGUGGCCAACAAGAGCAACCCAGACACAUAUUGGGUGGCUACAAUCAUCACCACCUGUGGGCAGCUCCUGCUGCUCCGUUACUGCGGCUACGGGGACGACCGCAGGGCAGACUUCUGGUGUGAUGUGAUGACAGCAGACCUGCACCCCGUGGGCUGGUGCACGCAGAACAACAAGGUCCUGAUGCCUCCAGAUGCAAUCAAGGAGAAAUACAUGGACUGGACAGAGUUUCUCAUCCAGGAUCUGACCGGUGCCAGGACGGCCCCUGCGAAUUUGCUGGAAGGUCCUCUGCGAGGAAAAAACCCUGUAGACCUCAUUACAGUUGAUUCCUUAAUAGAGCUGCAGGAUUCCCAGAAUCCCUUUCAGUACUGGAUAGUUAGUGUGGUUGAAAAUGUUGGAGGAAGAUUACGCCUUCGCUAUGUGGGAUUGGAGGAGACUGAAUCCUAUGACCAGUGGUUGUUUUACUUGGAUUGCAGACUUCGACCAGUCGGUUGGUGUCAAGAGAAUAAAUACAGAAUGGACCCACCUGCAGAUAUCUAUUCUCUGAAGACUAUAACUGAGUGGAAAUGCGCUCUGGAAAAAUCCCUUAAUGAUGCAGCAAAUUUUCCUCUUCCAAUGGAAGUAUUCAAGGACCAUGCUGAUUUGAGAAACCAUUUCUUCACUGUGGGGAUGAAGCUGGAGGCAGUGAAUAUGAGGGAGCCAUUUCAUAUCUGUCCUGCAUCAGUGACCAAGGUUUUUAACAAUCAUUAUUUACAAGUGACCAUUGAUGACUUGAGACCUGAACCCAGCAAAAUCUCGAUGCUUUGCCAUGCAGAUUCCUUGGGGAUCUUGCCAAUACAGUGGUGCCUUAAAAACGGAGUCAAUCUCACACCUCCCAAGGGUUACUCUGGCCAGGACUUUGACUGGGCAGACUACCAGAAGCAGUGUGGAGCCGAAGCAGCACCUCACCUGUGCUUUAGAAAUACAUCCUUCAGCCGUGGCUUCACCAAGAACAUGAAGCUGGAGGCGGUGAACCCCAGGAACCCUGCAGAGAUUUGUGUUGCUUCCAUCACCUCGGUGAAAGGACGGUUGAUGUGGCUGCACCUGGAAGGUUCACAGAUGCCCUCUCCUGAAUACAUUGUUGAUGUGGAGUCUAUGGACAUUUUCCCUGUUGGCUGGUGUGAAGCAAAUGCUUAUAACCUCACCCCACCACACAAAGCUGUUUUGCGAAGGAAGAGGAGAAUUGCAGUUGUGCAACCAGAAAAACAGUUACCAUCCGCAGUGCCUGUUGAGAAAAUACCUCACGACCUCUGCCCAGUUCCUCAGCUAGACACAACAGGCACCAUCAAUGGGAGAUACUGCUGUCCCCAGCUCUACAUCAAUCACCGCUGCUUCUCAGGUCCAUAUUUAAACAAAGGCAGGAUCGCAGAGCUACCUCAGUCUGUGGGGCCUGGCAAAUGUGUGCUGGUCCUUAAGGAGGUUCUCAGCAUGGUAAUCAAUGCAGCUUACAAGCCAGGGAGUGUUUUACGAGAACUGCAGCUUGUGGAAGACCCUCAGUGGAAUUUCCAGGAGGAAACACUUAAAGCAAAGUACAGAGGGAAGACGUACAGGGCGACUGUGAAGAUCGUGCGGACAUCAGACCAGGUGGCAGAUUUCUGCAGGAGGGUCUGUGCCAAGCUCGAGUGCUGCCCCAACCUCUUCAGCCCUGUGCUGGUGGCUGAAGUCUGCCCCGAGAACUGCUCCAUCCACACCAAAACCAAGUAUACUUAUUAUUAUGGGAAGAGGAAAAAAAUCAUUAAGCCACCAAUUGGGGAAAAUAAUAACAUGAAAAGUGGCCAUGUCAAGCCAGCCAGACGCAGAAAGAGGCGGAAAUCUAUCUUUGUGCAGAAGAAAAGGAGAUCAUCAGCUGUGGAUUCAAAUGCUGCAGGCUCUGCAGAGGAGAGCGAGGAUGACGAGCCGGACGCGAUGGAGGACGAGACGGGGAGCGAGGAGACGAGCUCGGAGCUGCGCGAUGACCAGACGGACACGUCCUCGGCCGAGGUGCCCUCCACCAGGCCCAGGAGAGCGGUCACCCUGCGGAGCAGCGCCGAGAUGGACAGGCCUCCUCCCACGGAGAGAGCCCGGCGGAGCUGCAGACCCCAGCCCCACUCCUACAGCGAGGCAGAGAAGGGCACACCAGCCAAGGAAGAAAUUAAGCAGGAAGAGGAAGAGAAGCUCAUCCUGGACAGUAACCCAUUGGAGUGGACUGUGACUGAUGUUGUGAGGUUUAUUAAACUCACCGACUGUGCCCCCCUUGCCAAAAUAUUUCAGGAGCAGGACAUCGAUGGCCAGGCCCUCCUGCUGCUGACACUGCCCACAGUGCAGGAGUGCAUGGAGCUGAAGCUGGGUCCAGCCAUCAAACUGUGCCACCAGAUUGAGCGAGUAAAAGUUGCUUUCUAUGCACAAUAUGCCAACUGA
Poecile atricapillus (Black-capped chickadee) is the source of this 2725-nucleotide messenger RNA. RefSeq names its product scm-like with four MBT domains protein 2. Gene Ontology annotation, biological process: regulation of DNA-templated transcription. Bases 44 to 2725 code for a protein of 893 amino acids. Gene Ontology annotation, cellular component: nucleus. NCBI's taxonomy places the organism in Eukaryota, Metazoa, Chordata, Aves, Passeriformes, Paridae. The transcript is spliced from 20 exons. The record is from RefSeq and is a predicted model, not a curated record. Gene Ontology annotation, molecular function: histone binding; transcription corepressor activity.